AUGAUACUUACAAGAAGACUUCCUGUAAGAGCAUGCAGCAGACUUACGAUGACGUUUCCUCUGGCUACGUCAGUACGGGACUUCCACUGGAGUGGUUUGCAACUUGCUGGUAAGAGGAAGAAACGGUACGCACCUUCGAAAGAGCUCAAGAAGUUGACUUUUGACAUACCGAAGCACACAUCGGUUAAUAAUCUAUCAAAUCUUUUGAACAUUCGACUCGAGAAACUAAUCCAAGAUUUGAAAAAGCUGGGUUUCUCCCAGGCUUCUUCCAACUACAUUUUGACUAGGGAAUAUAUUGAGCUUAUUUUGCAAGAAUAUAACUAUGAAUUUGAGUCAACGAAAACUGUCGACUCCUCUAAUCUUUAUGAUGAACUAAAAUCACCAAUGAACCCUCGUUUCCUUGAACCACGCCCUCCUAUCGUUACUAUUAUGGGCCACGUUGAUCAUGGUAAGACAACUAUAUUGGAUUACCUUCGUAAAUCGUCUAUUGUAUCGCAGGAACAUGGAGGGAUCACUCAGCAUAUUGGUGCUUUCCAGUGUAUAGCUCCGGUGUCCAAAAAACCGAUAACUUUUCUCGAUACCCCCGGUCACGCAGCAUUUCUUAAGAUGAGAGAGCGUGGUGCUAAUAUUACUGACAUCAUUGUCUUAGUUGUUUCUGUUGAAGAUUCUAUUAUGCCGCAAACACUAGAAGCUAUCAAGCAUGCCAAGAACUCCGGAAAUGAGCUCAUCGUGGCAAUUACGAAGAUCGAUAAGAUUACCAAUAUGAAGGAGCGUGCGAAGGCUAUUGAGAAGGUCGAGAACUCGCUAAUUGCUAACGAAAUAGAACUUGAGAAGAUUGGCGGUGACGUUCAGGUUGUUCAUAUUAGUGCUAAGACAGGUGAAAAUAUGGAUCAAUUGGAAGAAAGUAUUAUCUCAUUAAGUGACAUCAUGGAUCUCAAAGCCGAAAAGAAUGUGAAGACCGUCUGUGAGGGAUGGGUAUUAGAAAGUGAAGUGAAGAAAGCAGUUGGAAACGUGGCAACAGUGUUAUUGAAAAAGGGUAUCAUGAGCAAAGGUGAUAUUUUAAUAUCAGGUAAUUCCAUUUGCAAAAUCAGAAGCAUGUUGAAUGAAAAUGGAGAUAACGUUCCAAAGGCAUUUCCUUCCCAGGCUGUAGAGAUUGUAGGUUGGAAGAGUCUCCCAAAUGCAGGUGAUGAGGUAAUUCAAGUAAAAUCAGAGUCCAUUGCUAAAAAAUACGUCUCCAAAAGACAACAUUUGUUGCAAGAAGAGAGUGAAGUUAAAGAUAUUGAGAAACUAAACGACGACCGGGCUAUAGAACAAGAGAAGGUUUCUAUGACUGAAGACGAGUUGGAUGACUUGGAAGAUGGAGAUGAAGCCGCAGCAGAAGUUGAAACUGGACCAAAAGAUAUUAACUUCAUCAUCAAGGCUGAUGUUUCUGGUUCUGAAGAAGCCAUUGUUCAAAGUAUCGAACACUUAGGAAAUGAAGAAGUAAGAUGCAAUAUUGUUCAAUCAUCUGUUGGUGUUCCAACAGAAGGUGAUUUAAAGAUGGCUAAAAUCACUGGUAGUACCAUCAUAUGUUUCAACUUGGAUAAUGUUCCAAACGAUAUCAUCAACAAUAAAGAUAAGGUGCCAGUUAAACAAUUCAACGUCAUCUAUAAGCUAAUAGAAGAUGUAACUGAAACUCUCACUGAAAAUCUAAAACCAAUAUUCGAAGAGAAACAGCUUGCUACUGUCGAAAUUCGUGAGAUUUUCGAAUUCAAGGUGAAGCGUAAGUUUAUAAAAAUUGCCGGCUGCAAAGUUGUUAACGGUAAAGUUAGCAGAAAUUCUAUGGUAAAGGUUGUCAGAGGUCCUCAAGAAGAUGAGGUGUACAAUGGUAGAAUUGCAUCCAUAAAACAGGGGAAGGAAACUGUUCAAGACGUUAAUAAAGGUAAUGACUGUGGUAUCACACUAGAAAACGAUUUCGAAGAUUACGAAGUUGGUGAUAAGAUUAUCGUUUAUGAAAAGAUUAAAGUUCCCCGGUUCUUGUAA
Molecule: messenger RNA, 2022 nt
Organism: Kluyveromyces marxianus DMKU3-1042
Lineage: Eukaryota; Fungi; Ascomycota; Saccharomycetes; Saccharomycetales; Saccharomycetaceae
Gene: IFM1
Product: translation initiation factor 2
Exons: 1
Coding region: 1-2022 (673 amino acids)
Biological process (GO): translational initiation
Molecular function (GO): GTP binding; translation initiation factor activity; GTPase activity
Source: RefSeq, a predicted model, not a curated record